AUGUUUCCUGUUAGACUAAACCGAGACGAUAGGACGACGAAGACAACAAAGAAAGGCUUGACCCGCCCAUCAACCAAGGGUCGUGACUCCGAUACGGCCCGUUCCUCCCUACGCCGCUCCUCCAUGCCAGGCCUCGACAGUCGGUCGGGCGCUGCCUCGUUCCUCGAAUCGAGGUCGAGUCUGCCGUAUCCCAACUUCUCCAAGGCUCACAGCAAGGAAGAUGUCCGCAAGGCCAAUAUCCCCACGCCAGACCCGACCGAUUUGACCGAACGCGAUGACGACAAGACGCACCACCGCACCGAGAACCACCAUGCGCCACCCAGUCCCCCACUAACGGGGCUCGACCAGGAAUCCUCGCGGAAGGGCAGUGUGGUCAACGACGACGAGAAGGAAGCGGAGAAGGCCAAGGCGAAGAAGACAAAUAUCAAAAUCCGGACGGAGGUCAACAGAUCCUCGUCAAGUCUGCGGUCGAAGAAGGAUGACACCGUCAGGUCCAAGUCCAGCAAGACGUCUCGAACAGAAACGCCUUCGAAGUCCAAAACGUCGACGUCCAAGGAAAAAGAUGAAAAGGAUUCUCUGCCUCGGUCGUCAAGCCACAAGUCCAAGACGAAGAGCUCCGACGAGAAGAAGCUGCCCAAACGCUCCAGCCGCUCCACGAUGUCCGCCUCACAGUCCAACCUAACAGUUCGUGAUAUCGACGCCGAGUCAGUCUCAGAUGCGACCUCCAUCGCCCCCAACCAACAGUACUCAGCCCCGCGAAAGCCCUCGACUCCACCGACGAAACCGCCGUCUCGCACGCAGAACCGAUCGGCCAUGUCCCAUCGCCAUACCGCCAGCGACGAGUCGGUCGAUUAUGUGAAGCCAGUGAAUUCAGGCGCAUUCGGCGCACCCCCGCCGCCCCCACCUCCGCCGCAAAUGCCGGUCUCUAUCCCUCGAGUCGAUUACCUGCUGAAGAAUGGUGGACUGGAACACAAAGUGUCGAGAGCGCUACUUGCUAGCCUCGGUCAGUCUGAUCCGUUCUCGCAUGGUCAGACGCACUCUCAGCUGGUGGCUGGGAAAAUCUUCGACCCGUACAACCGUUUACUGGAUGAUUACCAGAAGGUGAUGAGCAAGAAUGGGUCUUUGGCUGUGGCUACGGGUUAUCGAUCUGUUGCUCGGCGGUUACUGGAUCGCCUUGAGGCUGUUUUCGCGCGCGAUAUCUCAUCUGAGCCGUGUAACUGCCAGAUCUGCGAAAGGGCGGGCACUGAGGAUCGACCUGACGGCGUGAGCUGGGGUGAGGUUCUGGAGCUUGUGUCUGGUCGCAGAGAACUCCCCAUGUGGCCCCCAUUCAUGAUGGCACCAGCUGCUGUGGAGACUGCGCCUGGCGACGAGCACAUCCCAAUGCAAAAAUUGGAUGUGGAUGUCCCAGAAGAGUACCGCGACCAUUUCAUACGACAAUCUAGAAAGACCAAAGUUGCUGUUGACAAGUGGUUGUCUGAACAGACUGACUCGGUGACAAGUGCGCCGCAAGAGGUCGAUGAUGAGACCUUGACCUUUGCCAUGCUCACACACCUCGAAUCUCACCAGCGCUCCGUGUUCUGUUCAUUGCUCGGUAUCAACUCCGCUACACCCGUGCCUCGAUCCGACGACGAAAAGCCACGCCCAAAACCCUCGGCACUUGUCUCGUCGGCGUCGGCCAUUCAACGUCUGUACAGACUGGCAUCUCUCCCGCGCGAUCCAGAAACCGCCAUGUAUAUGUUAAAUAACCCAAGCCUCCACCACAUCCUCGCAACUCUCUCCGCCAUUAGCGACGACGAAUGGGAAAUCCUCAUCUCCGGUCGCUUUGACGGCUUCCUCCGCAGCGGCGCAGAAGAUACCUCUGGCAAUCAAGGCCUUCGCGGUAGCGGCAGCCGCUCCAACACACCCCUGAACGGCGGUGGAAUCUCCAGAGGCCCAACACCAAACUACAUGGACGGCAGCUUCCGACCAUCCAGCCAAGCGAGCGGCGCGCCAACAUCACCCGCCUCAUUUGGCGGUCCCAUCGCACUCGACGAGGAAACCGAAAUCGCAGCCUUAGCAGAAGUCGAGCGUGACAUCUUCCUCGGCAUGGAAGCGCUAGAAGACGCCUUUGAAGCCCUCCACUGCAAAGCCGAAGUCGUGCGUCGCGCCCUCCGUGAACGAGGCGCCGGUCUCUCAGUCGCGAACCAAAGCCGUCGCGGCUCUACCGUCGAAGUACGCAUGGGAACACCCUUCUCUGGUGUUGGCACGUGGGAAAGCGGCGGUGAGGAUGACUUCUUCAUUGAUGACGAUCGCUCUCUUGCGCCAGACGACUCGGCUAGUAAUAUUAGCUCGAACCGUCGUCGUCGACCGAAGAGGCGUACUGAGCGGCGGACGCCUGCGCCUGUUGAGGAAGAGGAUGAGGAAGAUGACAUGGUCGGUCGUCGGGAUACGCGCAAUUCGCGCCGGAGGUAG
Molecule: messenger RNA, 2451 nt
Organism: Penicillium antarcticum
Lineage: Eukaryota; Fungi; Ascomycota; Eurotiomycetes; Eurotiales; Aspergillaceae
Exons: 1
Coding region: 1-2451 (816 amino acids)
Cellular component (GO): nucleus
Molecular function (GO): DNA binding
Source: RefSeq, a predicted model, not a curated record